Molecule: messenger RNA, 1131 nt
Organism: Sinocyclocheilus grahami
Lineage: Eukaryota; Metazoa; Chordata; Actinopteri; Cypriniformes; Cyprinidae
Product: dual specificity phosphatase DUPD1-like
Exons: 3
Coding region: 306-920 (204 amino acids)
Biological process (GO): protein dephosphorylation; negative regulation of MAPK cascade
Cellular component (GO): cytoplasm
Molecular function (GO): MAP kinase phosphatase activity; protein tyrosine/serine/threonine phosphatase activity
Source: RefSeq, a predicted model, not a curated record
UGGGGGGUUCAGCUCUCUCUAGUGAGAGAAAGAGGGAACAGACCUCUAAAAAUAACCUAGAAUUUAACACCCAUCUCCGGCCCUUCGUCAGACCAAAGCAGUCGACUCAGCUCAGCACCUCUCCACCCAACCUGAACACAAAAAUACAGAGAAAGAGGUAUUUAAGUCAGAAGCAGUACUGAGACUCCAGCUGUUGAUUGACACGUAAAAUGAGACGUAGUUCUGCAUUCGGCCUGGUUUUCAUCUAAGCGUCUGCCUUUGGGCCUUAUAUUUACCCUCUCAUGCUGUUUUAAUCGAAUGUUGAGAUGACCUCAAGGAGGAAGUUUGGAGUAAAGUCUGAGGUUUCUGAAGAGAAAGAGGAAUAUGUGACACCAAACGGCUACGAGCUGGAGAAACACCUCACGCACGGCAGCGUCGCCUACACGCACGUCAAUGAGGUCUGGCCCAAUGUCUACAUAGGAAACGAAGAAACAGCAAAGGACCGAUACAAGCUGAAGACGAUGGGCAUCUCACACAUCCUGAACGCUGCGGAGGGCGAGUGGAACAGUGUGGAUACCGGCGCUGAAUACUACAGAGACAUGGACGUGCAUUACUACGGGAUCACGGCGGAGGACGUUCCCACGUUCAACCUCAGCCAGUACUUCUAUUCUGCUGCAGAACACAUCCACCAGACCCUCAGAAACCGCCAGAAUAAGCUUCUGAUUCACUGCGUGAUGGGCCGCAGUCGCUCCGCCACACUCUUCCUGGCCUACUUGAUUAUCUACGAGCACAUGAUUGUAGACGCCAUCGAGCACGUCAAACGCCGGUGCCACAUCAUCCCGAACUGGGGCUUCCUGAAGCAGCUGAGAGAGCUGGACACACACCUGCUGGAGCAGAGAAGAGCUCAAAACACACGAGAGGACGACAGAACAGAUACUUAAACACCAGAAAUAUUUACUGAUAUUAGAUAAGAACUGUUUCUGUUUACAUUUCUGGAUGUAGACAAUGGCAGCCAGUGAAUAGUGUUUGAGUUCUAGGUAUCUUUAAGUUUGGUCUGGCUCUAUGCAAAUAAAACAUAUAAGAGGCAAUGCUAACAGAAAGCUUUUUCCAGGUAUUAGAGCUUCUUCCUAUCUAAUUAUGAGAAUACACACA